AUGGAUACUCCCAGGGUCCUGCUCUUAGCUGUCUUACUCAUCGGUUUCCUGUGGGAUUUGCCUGGCUUCCAGCAGGCUUCCAUCUCAUCCCCCUCGUCCUCUGUCGAGCUGGGCUCCGCCAAGGGAAUGCGAAGCCGCAAGGAAGGGAAGAUGCCGUGGGCGCUGCAAGAAAGUGCCCCGGCACGGGCGGCCCCGGAGCUCCAGGAGCCGCAGCCGCUGGCACAAGAUGAGCCCACGCGCCUGCUGCUGCAGCAGCCCCAGGCACAGGAACCUCCGGGCAGAGGCCCACGCGUGGUGCCCCACGAAUACAUGCUGUCAAUCUACAGGACUUACUCCAUCGCUGAGAAGCUGGGCAUCAACGCCAGCUUCUUCCAGUCCUCCAAGUCGGCUAAUACGAUCAGCAGCUUUGUAGACAGAGGAUUAGACGAUCUCUCGCACACUGCUCUCCGGAGACAGAAGUAUUUGUUUGAUGUGUCCACGCUCUCAGACAAAGAAGAGCUGGUGGGCGCAGAGCUGCGGCUCUUUCGCCAGGCGGCCGCAGCGCCCUUGGGGCCACCCGCCGGGCCGCUCCACGUGCAGCUGUUCCCCUGCCUGUCGCCCCAGCUGCUAGACGCGCGGACCCUGGACCUGCAGGGGGCGCCCGGGGCCGGCUGGGAAGUCUUCGACGUGUGGAAGGGCCUGCGCCACCAGCCGUGGAAGCAGCUGUGUUUGGAGCUGCGGGCCGCGUGGGGCGAGCAGGCAGCUGAGGAGGUCGAGGAGCGCGCGCCUGGGCUCCAGCAGCCACAGUUCCCAGACCUGCGGAGUCUGGGCUUCAGCCGGAGGGUGCGGCGCCCCCAAGAACGCGCCCUGCUCGUCGUGUUCACGCGAUCCCAAAGCAAGAACCUGUUCACCGAGAUGCGCGAGCAGCUAGGCUCUGCCGAGGCUGCGGGCCUGGGAGCAGAUGCUGAAGGGCCGUGGCCCCUACCGUCGGGCUCCCCAGACGCCGGACCUUGGCUGCCCUCGCCCGGCCGCCGGCGGCGGCGCACGGCCUUCGCCAGCCGCCACGGCAAGCGUCACGGCAAGAAGUCCAGGCUGCGCUGCAGCAAGAAGCCCCUUCACGUCAACUUCAAAGAGCUGGGCUGGGACGACUGGAUUAUCGCGCCCCUGGAGUACGAGGCCUACCACUGCGAAGGCGUGUGCGACUUCCCGCUGCGCUCGCACCUGGAACCCACCAACCACGCCAUCAUCCAGACUCUGAUGAACUCCAUGGACCCCGGCUCCACCCCGCCCAGCUGCUGCGUGCCCACCAAAUUGACUCCCAUCAGCAUCCUGUACAUCGACGCCGGCAACAACGUGGUCUACAAGCAAUACGAAGAUAUGGUGGUGGAGUCCUGCGGCUGCAGGUAG
Messenger RNA from Artibeus jamaicensis (Jamaican fruit-eating bat), 1386 nucleotides. RefSeq names its product growth differentiation factor 6 (gene GDF6). The transcript is spliced from 2 exons. Gene Ontology annotation, cellular component: extracellular region. Gene Ontology annotation, biological process: BMP signaling pathway; SMAD protein signal transduction. The record is from RefSeq and is a predicted model, not a curated record. Bases 1 to 1386 code for a protein of 461 amino acids. Lineage: Eukaryota; Metazoa; Chordata; Mammalia; Chiroptera; Phyllostomidae. Gene Ontology annotation, molecular function: cytokine activity; growth factor activity.